Musa acuminata AAA Group (dessert banana) is the source of this 1340-nucleotide messenger RNA. RefSeq lists its product as uncharacterized. Gene Ontology annotation, molecular function: ubiquitin protein ligase activity. The coding region runs from base 144 to 1142 and encodes 332 amino acids. The record is from RefSeq and is a predicted model, not a curated record. The transcript is spliced from 5 exons. NCBI's taxonomy places the organism in Eukaryota, Viridiplantae, Streptophyta, Magnoliopsida, Zingiberales, Musaceae.
AUGUCACCUUCUCAUUCUCUUUCUUUCUAUUUAUUUAUUUGCCUUUCUCUUCCUUAUUCUUCCACUCCAUUCCAACCUAAUAUUCUACUCUUCCUUCUCCCAACUCUUCUCCCCAAUCGAAUAGUAUUGUGGUGCGGCCUCCCAUGGCGUCCGCUGACGCCGUUUCGCCGUCGUCAGCCCGCCGCAGCCUCAGGCACCUCCUCUUUAAUCCCCCCUCCCCCUCCUCCCCCAGGCCCCACCGCGCCGCCGACUGGAACCCACUGAUCGCACCUCCUCCCCCUCAACCGCCGCGCAAGAAGAAGGGGCUCGCAGCGGCGGCGUUCCGCGGGCUCGGGUGCGCGUCCGCUUCCGCGUCGCAGGCGUACGCGCCCGCCGCUGCCGCCGCGGUGAGGUCGUCGGCGGAUUGGCAGGGCAAGCGGCCGCGGCGGAGGAGGGAGAAGAAGAAGGCCGAGAGGAAGAACCAGGCCAUCGGGGACGUCUGGUGCGCCCCCGGGAUGCCGUUCGCCGCCGAGGCGUCGGUGGACUGCGUCGUGGCGCACCAGCCAAUGGUCUCGAGAGGAAGGCCGGAUGCUGCCGAGCGGAUCCACAGGGAGCGACCUUACUUCCCUAGAAGGGUUGGCCACAGAGAAGAGAUCUCAACCUUCAUGGAUUCUCCCCCAGUUCUCGAUACGCCAUUUUUUGGACCUGAUCUCUUUCCAUCAGGACACCUUCGCCACUUGCGAGGAUUUCACCGUGCUCCUGGUGGGCUUGAGGAGCUCAUGAUGUUCCAGACAAGAAUUUUGUUGGGUGGAGGACUGGAUGUAUACGACCGAUUCCGUGAAUGGCGACUUGAUGUUGAUAAUAUGUCAUAUGAGGAACUGCUUGAGCUGGGUGACAAAAUUGGGUCCGUGAGCACUGGACUGAGAGAGGAAGAGAUUGCACGCAGUCUCAGGAAAAUAAAGCAUUCAGUUUUUGAUGCCUCAGCAAGGCAUCUCGCGACCGAAAUCGAACGGAAAUGUAGUAUCUGCCAAGAAGAAUAUGAAGCCAACGAUGAAACCGGAAGGCUGGAGUGCGGCCACGGCUACCAUAUGUACUGCAUAAAGCAGUGGCUCUUGCUAAAGAAUGCCUGCCCUGUUUGCAAGGCACCUGUUCUCAAGACUUAGUAGUGUCUUCACUGUCCUCUCUCUUUCUUGUAUAGCUCUCAGUCUUACGAUGAACAAUACAUUCAUUCAUUUUGGUUGUUGGUUAUAUCUUUCACUAGAAUUGUGGCAUCUCCAUGGCCUUAUAUGAUCAUGAUUCAUAUGAACUUCAUAUGCAUCCCAGCUUCAGUUGGUGCUAAGUAAUGAUUCAAAUUCAGUUUA